Molecule: messenger RNA, 4240 nt
Organism: Ixodes scapularis (black-legged tick)
Lineage: Eukaryota; Metazoa; Arthropoda; Arachnida; Ixodida; Ixodidae
Product: nurim
Exons: 4
Coding region: 117-848 (243 amino acids)
Cellular component (GO): nuclear membrane
Source: RefSeq, a predicted model, not a curated record
AAUAAUAUCCGAUGUGAUCCAACCCUUCAGCUGUUCGCACAAAAGCUUCAGUCUCAAAAUGGACAGGUGACGCUUUGAAAACAGAUCCUCCUUCGAGCUGGAAUCUCAACGCUCCGAUGAAGUUCCAACAACUGGCCACCCUCGCGACGUCUGGGGCUGUUGUGGUGUUCGCUGUUUACACAGUCAAGCUCCUCAUCACGUUUCUCUCGGAUCUGGAAAGCGAUCGUGAGCGACGGAUUUCAGCGACGCCCAAUGGUUUGCUCUGGGACGUUGGCCUCAUUGCACAGUUUGUCGUGCAGCACAGUCUCCUAUGCAGAUCUGGACGACUCGAAAGGUGCUUUGGAGUCCUGAGCCGGUCCAUCUAUGUGUUCACCAGUUGCAUUUCUCUCGUGGUUUUGAUGUACUUCUGGGUUCCCGCCGCCAACGAGUCUGCGCUGUGGAGCUGGAACAUUACCGACAGUUUGUUGCUGUCAUGGGGCUUCACAGCAUUGCACUACGUCUGCUGGGCGCUCAUUCUCGGAGGCUGCUACAUCUUGGACAUUGGAGAGCUGGUGGGGCUCAAACAGGUUUGGUACGGCCUGAAGGGUUACGGCAGCCCGCUGCAAGAAAAGGCUUGGCAGUUUGUCCGCUGCCUCGGGCACAUGCGGCACCCCGGCCUCACCGCCCUGGCGGCCAUCUUGUGGAUGCGUCCCACCAUGCACCUGGAUAGGGCUGUCCUGGCUCUCUGCUUCACAGUCUACACCUACGUCGCGCACGACGUGGAUGUGCUAGACUUUGAGUACGCCCGACGCCUGUGCGAGCAGAAGGCCCGGAGUCCUCGAAGUGAAGGGUCGCACGCGAGACGUUGAAACAUUGUUUGUUGCCGCUUUGUAACUUAUUUAUAUAAUGACUUCUACCUUUAAUGGAGCGCAACUCGCGCCCCCUAGAAGACUUGUUGCCGCCAACAAAAUCGGCCUUUUCCAAGUAUCAAACUCGGAACUCUCCAAGACUAGCGAAGUGCUUUUCCAACUACCUAAGCUAACCAGGUGCUAGCAGUCAGUAGAGCAAAUGGAUGUUAAUGGUUCCCACCAGCCUUGAUCAUAAUCAUUGCAAGGGCAAGAUUAGAUGUUAAUUAAUAUAAUGAUAUUUAGGGGAAGUUCCCAAGGUGGAGAAGAUGUAUGUAAGAAUAAAUUAACUUCCACCUAAAAUGGAGUGCAACUCGGGCCCUCUAGGCAACCGAUGGCCGCUCAAAAAAAUCCGCCGGGUCAAUGCCUUGGCGAGUUUCGAUAAAAAUCAUUAUAUUAAUCAUUAACUUUUUAUCUCACCCUCGCAGUACUUAUGAUCAAGACUGGUGGCGACUGUUAACGUUUCUCCAUUCCACUGACUGCCAGGAGCUCCUGGUUAGCUCAGAUGGUAGAGGGUGCGAGAUGCUUUUUAUUUCGGUGAAAGUCAAUUUAUUCUUACGGUUUUCUAACAGCGUCAUCCAUGCGAGGUUAAACGGUCUACUACGCUUGAGGCUUUUGUGCAGUUGUACGAAGGUGCUUUUUAAGAAAAAUUUUCGGUUCGCAUAGAAGUUGGAACAGCGUUUUAAAUUACACUACAUGGUUAAGUCAUUGCCUCGAGUGUCGAGGCAUCUCUACAAUUUUGUACACCAGCGAACUCAAAGUUUGACAGUGCGUUAUAUUUUAUGUUAAGUUGGAAACAUGCUUUUACCACGAAAUGUUCAUAAACCAACUUUUCUAUUUAUUUGAAUGAGUUGACCUUUUUAUUUUUGGGAAAUGUUGUCAAAAAUUAAGGUUGGACCUAUAAUCAUGACCGGAGAAUUUCGACGUACAUUUGUCACCAAAUUUCGCGACACUAUCGAGGGCAUGGACCUAUUAGUCGCCCAGCCGGCGUCGCCGUAGAGCCGCGCCGCUUCUUGUUUCAGAAUGCUUUUGGUGCACGAAAACAACCAAAACAGCAGCAGCCGGUGGCCCCGCCCACCCGCUGUGACCGCCAUCCGCAUGCAUCCCUUGGGGCAUCGGGUUUCACGCCUGUCAGCGGCCGGCGCCGCUCACGCAUGCCCCUCGCUACACAAGAGGGGAGGGAGAGGGAUGCCAUGCACCUUGCUUCCUCCCCUUACCUCCAUCCCCCUCUCCCUCACGGAUGCACACCAAAAGAAAAUACUCGGGUUACUUUCGUUGAUAAUGCGAUUAAUGCAAAGGUGCAAGCGAGGUGGACAAGAAUGACGAUAAAAGGCUCGAGGCACACCUAAGCACUUCUUACGAGUUGUGAAUGCAAAAGCAUGAAUGUCGUUCUUGCGCGCAUUCUCUCAUGAAGUGGCCGCUCUCCCGAGUAUGCUCGAGCGGGCUCUUUCUGGGAAGCCCCGCCAGCCAAACGCUUCCUUUUCCCGGCGCGCUCUGGCGAGGCUUCAUCUGGUGCGAGCACGUAGCGCCACAGGGGUGGCUAUCCUUGAAACUCACGCGCCUCGGCCAAUGAGAGCCUCGUUACUGGAAACUAUGACGCGUGCCAGCCAAUUGAAGUCUUAUCUAUCAGGUUUCGGCUUCACUUGGAGAGCGGAAUUUAUUUACCGUUUGGCAUGGCUUUUUGCACAGCUUCAAAGCUGGGAGCCUUCAGAUCGCAGCUGCACUUCGCUCCAUUGGGAGGGGGAAGUUUAGCUUCCGUUUGGUGCGGCAACUGAUGACGUCGGCUCACUCCAUGGGACAGUUAAUGCUUUCGCAUUAAUAAUCCCUGGAGAAGGAGAACAAAGGACAAACACAAAUAUCCAAGCACAGCUAGGCGACUGGAGCGCCACCAAAAAAAUCCGCCUGGUCCUGAUAUUUUCGUCAUUCUUGUCCAGCUCGCUUGCACCUCAGAAUAAUUGCGUUGUCAUAACUUUAAAGUGCAGGCCGUUACCCUUGUUGAUGUUAAACUGGUGGCAGCUGAUAAAACCCGUUUGCCCUACUAAUGUCUAACUCCUGGUUAGCCCAGUUGGUAGAGCGCUUCACUGGGAAUGCAGAGGUCCCUGGUUCGAUAACAGGACCAGGCGGAUCUUUUUGGUCGCGCACCAGUCACCUAGCUGUGUUUGGAGAUUUGUUUGUCUUUUGUUCCCCUUCUCCAGGGAUUAUUUUCGUCAUUCUUGCCCAGCUCGCUUGCAACUUGCAAUAACUGCAGUAUCAUCGAGCUUGAAGAGACCUUUUUUUACCAGAUGUCCGCAAAGGCUAUCACAAUAUAGCGACAAAGUAGCGGGUCUGCGUGUUUGUUUAAACACUAAAGGUUCCAUGUUCAGACAAAUACAAAAUGGCAACUAUGGGGUCCUCAGCAUUAAAGCCUUGCACAGAACCAUCUAAGUAUGUCCCGCAUACGUACUUUGAAAUCCUAAAAACACAAUGACAUGAAGAAACCACAAACCUGUGGAAGCGUGCGAGAUAAAACCCGCACGCACAUCAGCGUAAACACGUCCGUCUGUGUCGUCUCGGCCGUGCAGUCGCAUCUUUGGACGUUUUUUAAUGCUAGCACAACGACUUUUGUUCCUAAUUAAAAGCAUCGCAAACUAUUUUAACCAUUAUUGCACCCUGCGCAAGUGCCUAUUACAGUAAAUUUAUAAUUAGAACAAAACAAAAAUAAAAAGGGGCUGCUGCCGGUAAAACGAGCAGCCAAUGACGUCAUAGUCAUGUGGACCAAUAGGAGUCAACAUAGUUUUGUUUGUUUUUGUUUUUUCCUUGGCUCCGCCCCCCUGUAAUGGGUAGGAUUUCAAAAUACGCGUCCCUCCCACGUAGCUAACCCAAUGCCACUGCCAUUCACCUUUGACAUGCCCGUGUAUCAUUAUUGAGGCACAUCUCUUGUAGUCGUGUUCACUGGGGAUGUGCGUAUGUUACACACGUUUAGCAAUAUCUGGUGCCACCAUCGUUGGUUUCACACUAAAACCUAAGGCCGUGUGUGUUGUGUUUUCGUGGUCCGAAUUGAACAGCAAUUGAAAUGCCAAUUAGGCAGCUAUCUAAUGACAAGAUUAGGGUUCUGGUACUUCACUUUGUUUUAGCAUUAUUGUGAUAAACUAAUAAUUUAAUACAAUUUCAACUGUUCUGCAGCACGCAGUAAACCUUGUAGCAAAUGGCACUUCAUCCUGAAAUCAUAAUGCUUCUGGAAUUGCGCAACUUCGGCAGAUUUUGGACCACUGAAAAUAAUUUGUCUCAUCAGCAACUGCAGCACUGCCUUCGUAGAAUAAAGACGAUUCACAAGUUUUUUCGUUUAUUUAAUAAAGUUUUCUCUGACGAGAAGGGAA